GAAAGUUAUAGAUAUAAUAGCUGCGAAGUUUUUUUCUUUAUCUUUACAUUAAGGAAACUCAAUGUUCUAUAGUCCAUCAACAGGUGUUAUGGUUAAUCCACAUACUGGACUACUACCAUCUACAUUAGAUCCUAAUCAAAUGAGAAAUCAAGAUUCUCAAACUAUUAGUUAUGAUUUACUCAAUUCAUCAUCGAAUUUAUUAUCUCUGUUAACUCAUUCAUUACAACCUAUUCAAUCAACUGCAUUUGUAACUUCUAAUCCUCGUAUCCCAAUCAUUACGAAUACAACUGAUAAUAAUAACGAUAAGAAUAAUCAUUUAAAUAUGUAUAAUAAUACUAACAGUAACUGCAGCAGUAUUAAUAAUAGUUGUAAUCAAUCAACAGCACAAAAUAAAGAACAACAGGUAGCAGAAUUUAUUAAUACUAAUCGUGCCAAUAAAUUACAGUUUUUAUUGAAUUCUAUGACCAUCAAUUCAAUGAUACAAAACGGAGAAACUGCUAAUCAUAGUCCUUUGAUUAAUUCUACAACUCAUUCCUUACAAACAGAUAUUAUAAGAGCAGAAAAUGAUCAAGUUGAAAUUAAUCAACAUUCUCAUUCUCAACUUCCUCAUUCUUACUCAACUUAUAGUCAACACAAUCAACCACAAUUACAAAUAUUCGGUCCAUCAACAGUCCCAUCGGUUCAACAAUCAUCAAUUACCGGAAUAAAUUAUCAUCCACCAACCGUAUCUGAGAAUCUUGUUACAAAUGGUCAAGCACAUUAUCUUAUUACAGGUGCACCCAAUGGAACAAAUCCUAGUCAUACAACAGUAUUUGCUAAUCAUAUACAAACCUCACCAGUUACAUUGAUUCCAGAAAUUGAUUAUAAUGCUUGUUCAAUUAUACAUACAUAUAGAAAUGGAUAAUAUAAUUUUUGAUUAAUUCUUCAUUUAACUUUAAAUUUACCUCUAAAAUUGAAUCGUUUUACAGGCACAAUAAUUAAAUGAUUGGGUGAAAACAUUCCUACUAAUUUCAUCUAAUCAAUAAAAAUAUAUUAUAUUUUUAUUAAAUUGUUCUCAACUCAACCAAAAUGCUCAAACUCUUCAGUGUGACUAAAAAAAACAUACCAUUUUCUAACAAUCAAUUUAAUAUUCAUUUAUUCUUCAUCGUUUGCAUCAACAAAAUCAGUACGAUCUUAUAUUACAGAUUAUGUUGCCAUAGAGAUUGUUAUUAUUACUAUUAUCAUCAAUUCUUUGAAUGUAAACGCAUGAAUCGAGUUUUUUCUG
Messenger RNA from Schistosoma margrebowiei, 1264 nucleotides. Lineage: Eukaryota; Metazoa; Platyhelminthes; Trematoda; Strigeidida; Schistosomatidae. The record is from the annotation of a GenBank genome assembly.